AAUAAGGGAAAUUUCCAGACGGCGUCCUAUCUGUCACGAUCCUUGUAUGGUACAGUGUGUAUCCCAUUCAUUUGAUGGUACAACUAAGCUCAGGAGGGAAKGUAGACUUCAUGUUGGCGAGACAUAAGGUGAUCAUGGCUGCCUGCUGCUCUGGGUCGUGUCUUGUGAUAAAUAGAUAGCYAAUGGUAUGAUAAUGAAGAUAUGCUUAGAACUAGCCUUUAACAAGUCAUAUUACAACUGUCAUUAUGUCUAUGAUAAGGCUAUAAUCGUGCAUAUCAGAGCAGACGGCAAGUACUAACCGCUGACCUGAUAUAACGGGUCCAGAUGUGCAAGACUUACUUCUGGGGAGACAGGCAGGUUUCUUAGCAUUCUGUACAUACUUGCAAACUUGCUCCCCGUUACGAGAAGCUGCACGAGUGAGCCAUGCAUGGACUAGAAUGUCCCGUCGAGUUAGAAAAACUCGAAUCAGUUUUACCAAGUAAUAUGAACUUGUUAGUCAAUGGUACUCGGCCAGCUUCUGAGGUAUUCACAACAGCUGAUCCAAGAGUGARCCUAGGUGGUGUGCGUCUGUGGGUACGUAGACAAAGCAAAAGGUUUUCAUCCAGAGCAACAACGCACUAAGUAAUAGCAUCGGGGGUCGGCCACCAAAGCAUUAAGCACUUGGUAUGCAAUGCAACUUGACUUAGUGUCAGCAGAGGGCAUAUCCGAUACAGGAAUCCAGUAAAGGCUUAGACUGAUGGACCUGUAACACAAUCUGAACCACUUCAAACAAAAUACGAUUUACAUGAGAUUGUACAAAACGACUGAGAAGUAUUGUUAGCUCAUUUUGUACCGUGCUUUUAUACACUACAUUGUUCAAGCUUUGUCAUGAAGGCUUUCAAAGGUAAUCUUCGAGUUGUUGUUUUGCUGUCAGUAGUAGCACUUCUUGUAGAAAUUGCUCAACCGUGUAUUCUUCUAUUAAAUGGCUGGACUAAAAUGACUGUUACCGAGCGAGCUAAGCUCGUCAAAGUUGUUUUCGUCGGGAAAGUUGUCGGUUUGUAUCCAAUGGACAAAGUAACUCAGACUUAUGCAGCAGAAUUCGAGAUCUACAGGAUCUUAAAAGGCGAGAAUAUUAUAAACGAUGUUCUCGAGAGGCAUCCAGGUCCAACAGUAAAGGUGUACGGAUUUGGCGAAAAGAGAUUAUGUUAUUCUGAGGUCUACACUGGAGAAAUGCACUUGAUAUUCAUGGUUGUACACCCCAAGACGUUAAGCUUAGUCGCACGUUACGAUGACAUAUUCGGUGCAACUUCCUCCGUCACAGAACAAAAUGAGAAUAAUAUACUGAAGACUUUAGGCUGGAAACCAUGGUCGUCUUGGUCAACAUGUUCUCGUAGUUGCGGAGAGAGUGGAAAGCAAUGGCGAACGAGAGAAUGCAUCAAAGACACGUGUGAUGGUCACAAAAGUGAACAAAGAAAAUGCAACUUUUUCAAUUGCUACGGUAUCAAGAACAUCGGCCAGUACUUUAUCUCACAACCAGACAGGACCACACCCAUACGAACAAGAGUACCCCGUCACGUGACCUUGCAAGGAUUAACAGCUCUUACCAUGCCAACAUCUAAAGUGUUCAAGUACUUUUUUCCUGACGAAUACUCGAUUACAGUAACGUUUAAACCCGUGMAAUACUCAGACAUAUACUUACUGGCGUUAUAUAAUGGAGCUGAUCAACUUCAAUUUGGAAUUCGUUUAAAAUCAGGGUAUUUAACGUUCGAGUUAUCGGACAAUACACCCAACAGGCAUCAAUUGUAUUCCUUGGAUUUUAAUGUUCAAAUAUCGUUAAAUCGUUGGCAYAGUGUAACRUUCAGUCUUCGAGCCAAACAAGUUACCAUGUUCUGGGAUUGUGAGAAAGUUGGGACCGAGUCUCUCUCUGGGAGGUUUUCGUUCGCUCCAGACCCCUCAGGCAGAAUCAGCCUAGGGCAAUCUUUCUUCAGAUAUGAUCAGGGCCAGAAAGACAUAGAAAUAGACGAGCUGUAUUUUGUGCCUGAUGUAAAAGCCGCCAAACAACAGUGUUACACUCCAACAUUUUCUUCAAUGACAAUUCAGCGAAAUGAUAUCAGUGGAAGUGGUUCGAAUCCGGGUGACCGACGAGAGGGUUCUGGUUUAUCGAACUACGUCGACGACAAGGAACAAAUAGAGAUGGAGUGGUCACAAUGGUCACCCUGUUCCACAACAUGCGGUAAAGGAGUUCGUCGACGUGUUAUGUUGUGUGUCAAUCUKGAUGACGGUCCUUUAGACGCCGAGUGUCAGCAAGCUUUACAAACAUCGCAAGAAAAGCAGUGUAAUCUUCGAGAUUGUCCUGGUCGAUGUGCCAGGCCUUGUUUAAACGGUGGAUACUGUAACAGCCGUAGCAGAUGUCAAUGUAAAGCCGGUUACCAUGGAGAUAGCUGUGAGAAAGUGAGUUGUAAGAUACAAUGUCUAAAUGGAGGGAGAUGUAUUGGGCCUAAUACGUGUAAAUGUACGGCAGGAUACUCUGGAAGAAAAUGCGAAAAGCCGAUCUGCACAUCACCAUGUCAAAAUGGAGGGACGUGUGUUCGACCGAAUGUGUGUCRCUGUCCAUCAGGAUAUCAACAACCAACAUGCACAGCUGCUUGUUAUCCUGCCUGUAAAAAUGGAGGACGAUGUGUUGGUCCWAAUACWUGUCUUUGUACUCGAGGGUUUACUGGGAGACACUGCCAAAAAGCGUUUUGUAGUCGACCGUGUUUAAAUGGCGGCAUUUGCUACGCCCCUGACCGUUGUUCAUGUUCUUACGGAUGGUAUGGUUCACGUUGUGAUAAAGCCCGUUGCAUUCGAAGGUGUCAACGAGGAGGAAGUUGUGUGCGGCCUAAUGUCUGCUUGUGCCCGCGAGGAACUUAUGGUUAUUACUGUCAGUAUGGAUACAAGUAUUAGCUUUCAUUAAUACUGCAUGAUAGAACCUGACACAGCACAAAGUGAGAAAAUAUCAAAGUAAGAGCAUAUCCAUGKUGUUCCUCCCGCCAAAGCGAACAAAUCGUCAUCAACAGGACGACACUGAAUCGACAGAACAGAGCAAUAGUGUGCAAUAAUCGAUGUUGAAAAAGAAUAUUUAUAAAUGAUAAAUAUAGUUCAUAAUAAAAUGUAUAAAACUUCAAUAAAGAUAAAUGUAUGA
Molecule: messenger RNA, 3160 nt
Organism: Exaiptasia diaphana
Lineage: Eukaryota; Metazoa; Cnidaria; Anthozoa; Actiniaria; Aiptasiidae
Product: fibropellin-1
Exons: 14
Coding region: 868-2922 (684 amino acids)
Biological process (GO): receptor clustering; G protein-coupled acetylcholine receptor signaling pathway; anatomical structure development
Cellular component (GO): cell surface; extracellular region
Molecular function (GO): signaling receptor binding; laminin binding
Source: RefSeq, a predicted model, not a curated record